GAGCGAUAAUAGAGCUCUGAUCUGCCUCGUAGGAUUCAAAUUUGAUAGCUGUUUAACGGCCAGCGAUGCUUACCGUUGUUUGUUUGGCUCUAAUCUUACCCUCAACAAAUGGUGUGAAUUUUACUAAAAGUGAAUAUAUACCAUCAACAGCGUAUAGGAAUACUGGAGCGAGACCAGGACGCGUAAAUAAGUUCCAGGGGUAGCGUUUACGUCGGCGACACAAUAACUGAACGAUGGUUUUCAACCGUAAAGAUCUCGCGAAAGCGUUUUCGCCGAACAAAUUGAAGGUUCACGCCCGCAAGCGGCCUACGGCGGGUAACCCCUCGCAAAAAAGUACGACAAACGGCGUCGCUCCAAACUCCGUAAAAAACGAGGCGGGAGGCUCGCAGGCAGCAAACGUGAGAGUAAUCGUUCGCGUACGUCCUGAGAAUGAACGGGAAUUGCAAGGUAAUCAGAGAAUCAUCGUCAAGACAAUAGACGACAAGAUGCUGAUAUUCGAUCCGAAAGCCGAGGAAAAUCCGUUCUUCUAUCAAGGCGUUGCACAGAAGGGCCGUGACCUGCUCAAAAAGCAAAACAAAGAGAUGGAGUUUAUUUUCGACAAGGUGUUCGACUCUACGGCCACAAACCUGGACGUCUUUCAAGGCAGCACCAAGAAUAUCAUAUCCAAUCUCCUCGAUGGCUACAACUGUUCCGUUUUUGUCUACGGUGCAACAGGCGCUGGAAAAACUCACACGAUGUUGGGGGGUGACGGGGAUCCAGGCAUAACUUAUCUCACUAUGGCUGAACUUUUUGCAGAAAUCAAUGAGCAAAGUGAACAGAAGGAGUUCAAUCUAGGAGUGAGCUAUCUUGAAGUUUACAACGAAAAUGUUCAGGAUUUACUCAAUAAAUCUGGACCUCUGCACAUCAGAGAAGAUGGAAGGUGUGGCAUCAUGGUAGCCGGACUGAAAAUUAUGUCUAUAAACAGUGCCGAUGAAUUACUGGCCCUCUUGGCAAAGGGGAAUAGAAAUCGGACGCAGCAUCCGACUGACGCUAAUGCGGAGAGCAGCCGAAGCCACGCGGUUUUCCAGGUUUAUGUCAAAGUGACAAAUAAGUUGGACGGUCAAGCAAGGCAGGUAAAAUUAUCGAUGAUUGAUUUAGCCGGCUCUGAACGGGCUUCUGCGACCGGAUGUAAAGGAGCCAGAUUCAAAGAGGGGGCUAACAUCAACAAAUCUUUGCUGGCACUCGGCAACUGCAUCAAUAAUUUGGCUGACGGUCUGAGUCACAUUCCAUACAGAGACUCAAAGCUGACGAGACUAUUGAAGGAUUCACUGGGUGGAAAUUGCCAGACUGUCAUGAUAGCCAAUGUCAGUCCCUCAAAUUUAAGCUAUGAAGACACGUACAAUACUUUGCGAUAUGCUAAUAGAGCAAAGAAGAUAAAGACAAACAUGAAGAAGAGUGUUGUAUCUUGCCAAAUGCAUAUUACAGGGUAUAUCAAGAUGGUGGAGGAACAAAAGAAGGAGAUUGAGACCCUUAAGCGGAAGUUGGUGGAAGUUCAAACCAGCUCAGCUGCGCCUCUGGUUAGACAAGAAGAAGAUUUAUCCGAAUGGCAUAUAAGGAUAUCGCAAUUGUACGAGAAAAAGAGAGUCUUGAACACUAAGAUCCUUUCACUCGAAAGUAUGGACAAAAUAUUGUGCUGCAGAAUAGAAUAUAAAAAGAAGGCAAACUCCAGAUUACGCGCCUUAAGUUUUGACGUUGAUGCUGUGAUUCCUGAUGAAGUUAACUCUAGUGGUAAAACACGUGUUAACAAAUCGAUGUGCUUCUUUAAGAGGCAGAGAGAGAGUAUAAAAAUUCAAAUGGAUGCUGUGUGGAAUGAGCUACGAGAAAUUGAAACUGAACUUCAUAAUUUGAAUCUCGAAAUAGAAUCAAACGGUCUUUCAAAUAAAUUGGCUGAUAAAAUAAUAAUCUGCAGAAAAGACAUUAAUCAUUCCAUAGUUGAACAGCAACUGGAACAUUCGAAGAAACUUUCUAAUCUUCAAGAGUCCGAGAUACUUUCUACAGGCAACAUCGUUCAGCUGGUGGGUAAAACUUUGGUCAGAUUUUUCAACCUGAUGCACGGGUAUGGGACGAUUACUGAUCCGAUGAGAGAAGAAUUCAAACAGCUUAUCAAAACAUCUGAAGGAGUUAAGAGCAUCAAGUGGUCAGAUGAAGAAUUAACAAUGGAAGAAAAACAGUUUCACAACUUUGGAUCUCUCAGUAUUGAGCAGCUUGAUAAUCCUCUGCAAUACGAAUCACCACCGUCACCAAUGGUAUUACUAGAGGAUGACGAAAAUCCAAAUGAUAGCGUAAUAAAUUCAACGUUUGAUACUGUUCCCACAGAGGAAGAUCUGGCCAAGUCGAAUAACAUGACAAUUACGGUCGAUGCAAAAGAGGCAAGUUUGAUAGAAACAGAAAGCGAGGAUUGUGGAGAUGAAAUAACUGGUGAGAAGGGAAUUGAUACGGAAAAGUUGAACAAUACGUUUAAUUUGGUCGAAAAUAAAGCUAAGAAACGUGUUUUAAUGGAUAAAAAUCACGUGACGAGCAAACCGACGGUGAAUAAACUGGCAAAGAAACUAACGCCGCAAAAGAAUCAGAAACCUUUGCGGGAAAAUAACAAUUCCACUGGCAAGGAGAACAAGACUGUCACCAAAAGCGUUAUGAGCGCUAAGAGUAUUGCUAUUUUGAACAAAAUGAAAGCUGAGCGGAUGAAGAAUUUACAAUCCGCCAUAAACGAACCAUUCAGCGAUAACCCUACUUUGGCCCAUACGAAGACGGUGCGUCUAAAAGACAAGAGAGGCUUGUUGUCCAGCUCGCAUCCUUACAACAGACCUAGUGCUAAGCAGAAAUUUAACUCAGCGCUGCCAUCUUCACGGGUUCCCUGGUAAUCCUACGAGCUAGUACAAACGUUUCUUUGAUAUGCAUUUUUACCCAAGUAAAAACUUAUACAAUUCAGAGUCAGUAUAGAAUUUUUAUGCAAAAAACAUUGUGUAAUUGCUAGUUUUAAACUUGGAAGAUUAGAAUAAUAUUAUUUUUUCUACUCCAAUCACGUGAUACCAGGUGUAGAGUUGAGACCAAUAUUUUUGUUAAUUCCAAACAAUGAGCUGCAUAUGCAAAUAUUACGAUUCUCAUGAAGUACAUAAAUAAUUACCUGAGCGUACGAGAACGUGGGAAUUAUAAGUACCGUACAAUGUAAUAUUUACAUAGCUUAAUAAUUGAAUUGAACUCGUAAUUUCGUAAAAAAAAACUGGCGUGGCGACAAAAUAUUAGUUUUCAUGUUUUCUCCAUAAUACGUGUGUUUGUCCACGUUAUUUGGGUUCAAAAUUUUAUCGCCGAUGAUGAAGAUAUGUAAAAAUUUCUGAAUUAAUUAAUACCGGUAUUACUUUAUGUUAAUAACACAUUAAACUUUAUUGACUACAAUAAUUAUAAAUAUUUGAUAGUAGUUUUAUAUAUGUAUAUGUAUAAUGUAAAGAAUUUAUUAAU
This is a messenger RNA of Diprion similis, 3495 nucleotides long. RefSeq names its product kinesin-like protein KIF18A (gene Klp67A). Gene Ontology annotation, biological process: microtubule-based movement. The record is from RefSeq and is a predicted model, not a curated record. Gene Ontology annotation, molecular function: microtubule motor activity; ATP binding; microtubule binding. The coding region runs from base 234 to 2900 and encodes 888 amino acids. Lineage: Eukaryota; Metazoa; Arthropoda; Insecta; Hymenoptera; Diprionidae. The transcript has 3 exons.